Messenger RNA from Cooperia oncophora, 357 nucleotides. NCBI's taxonomy places the organism in Eukaryota, Metazoa, Nematoda, Chromadorea, Rhabditida, Trichostrongylidae. The record is from the annotation of a GenBank genome assembly.
AUGCUGUCCGAAAUCCUAAUGGCUCAAGCUUUUCCUGAUAUCACUUUCAUUUGGCGAUAUGAAAAUCUAAGCAAUAAGUUCUGCAAUGCAAGUAAUAUCAUUUUGCACGAUUGGCUUCCUCAAGUGGAUAUGUUAAAUGAUAAACAUAUGUUGGCAUUCAUUACUCAUGGCGGCAUGGGUGGCGUUUUCGAAAGUGCCUACGCAGGUGUACCGGUCAUUACCAUACCAUUGUUUGCUGACCAAUUACGUAACGCCAAAAUGUUGCAAUAUCGUGGAAUGGGUAUAGUAAUCGAUAAAGAUGAAGUUACCACUAAUCGAUUAAUCGCAGCUAUAGAGGAAAUAUUGCAACCGAGGUAA